This is a messenger RNA of Mangifera indica (mango), 1026 nucleotides long. RefSeq lists its product as uncharacterized. Lineage: Eukaryota; Viridiplantae; Streptophyta; Magnoliopsida; Sapindales; Anacardiaceae. The transcript has a single exon. Bases 1 to 1026 code for a protein of 341 amino acids. The record is from RefSeq and is a predicted model, not a curated record.
AUGGCAGGAAGUUUUAUUCCAAUGGGGAAAUCAAUCAAGAUUCUCAGAUCUUCAAUCUCUACUUUCUUGCAGAAUUAUCAGUUCUUCUCAACUACUGUUGCCUUUCUUGCCUUUCCUUUUUCUGUUUCAAUUCUACUUUCUCAAGUCUUUCUUCCUUCUUCUUCUUCAUCUUCCUUAUUGGCAUCCAUUAACAACCGCCUCAAUGCUUUGUUUCAAGCUGCAGGCUUCCCUCCUUCUGAGUUUUUCACCAUUCUCACUCUCAAGCUCUCUCAAACUAUUUCUUCUUCGUUAUUUUCCCUUCCUUUCACCCUCACCUUUUUACUCGCGGCCAAGGCUUCGAUAAUUCAAGCUUUGAAACCACACCACCAUAAAGUAUCAUCUUCCCCACCUUCUUUUUCUUCCAUUUUUUCACUUUUUAAUCCUCUUCUUUUAACCCACAUCUGCAACUCAUUGUUAAUCCUCUCUGCCAACGCCACAGUCUUUUCUAUCUUGUUUUUCGCCUUUAACUUCCUCGAAGAAAUCGGGCUCUCUUCUUCUCCUAAUUGGCUCCUCUUCUUGUCAGCAUCAGGGGCAGUUUUAUAUUCCAUUGUUCUUGCAAAUGCCCUCAUAAUCUGCAACUUAGCCAUGGUGAUUUCUGGCAUGGAAAGAACAAGUGGGCAUCUGGCGAUUCUCAAGGCGUUUGUUCUUAUCAGAGGAAGAACUUCAACAGCACUUUCACUUGCUUUACCUGUAAACCUGCUCUUAGCGGGCACUGAAGCCUUGUUCCAAUAUAGAAUCCUCAGAGUUCAUCACCAUGGCAGAAAUCAUAGCCUUGCAAUGAGCUCGGAGGGAGUUUUGAUCGCUUACUUGUACUCAAUUUCAGUUGUUCUUGAUACCAUUGUGAGCUGCAUAUUCUAUAAAAGCUGCAAUACAAGUUGUUUGAUGGAACAAGAAGGCAGAUACUCAUAUCAGAUUGAAAUCCCAGAAGAGGAAACAGGUGAUUAUGUGAGUGAAAAGAAUUGUGAAAACUUCCAUGAAGGAUUUUAA